This is a messenger RNA of Endocarpon pusillum Z07020, 1350 nucleotides long. RefSeq lists its product as uncharacterized. Gene Ontology annotation, biological process: transmembrane transport. Gene Ontology annotation, molecular function: transmembrane transporter activity. The transcript is spliced from 3 exons. NCBI's taxonomy places the organism in Eukaryota, Fungi, Ascomycota, Eurotiomycetes, Verrucariales, Verrucariaceae. The record is from RefSeq and is a predicted model, not a curated record. The coding region runs from base 1 to 1350 and encodes 449 amino acids.
AUGUCGGCGAGGCGUCGUUGGAUGAUAGUAUUAACAACUGGACUUAUGACAUUCACAGUCUCGUUGGCGUCCUCCAUCUUUUCUACAGCCAUCUUCGUCACCGCUGAGGAGUUCAGGGUUUCAUCUGAGAUUAUGAUUCUAGGAGUGUCUCUCUACGUCCUCGGCUUCUCCUUUGGUCCUCUCGUGUGGGGUCCUUUUUCCGAGGCCUACGGCCGCACUCGACCAUUGUUUACUGGCAUGGCAGUCUUCAUCAUCCUACAAAUCCCCGUGGGCGUUGCUCAAAACCUCGAGACCAUUUUCAUCUGCCGGUUCCUUGCCGGUGUUGCAGGCUCUUCACCUCUAGCAAUCGUUGCUGGCAUAUACGUAGAUUUUAUGGAACCGGUCGAGAGAGGGAUGGCCACAGCUGUGUAUGCAGGCGCCGCUUUCGCAGGUCCAGCGGCAGGACCGAUAAUAGGGUCAUUCAUUACACAAAGUCAUCUAGGCUGGCGUUGGAUGGCAUGGAUCACGAUGAUUAUGGCUGCGCUUUUCACAUUUCUUGCAUGGAUCACCACUCCAGAAACGUUUGAACCCACUCUGCUCAAGUGGAAAGCGGAAAGACUACGACACGAAAGAAAAGACUGGUCCCUUCAUGCGAAAUCGGAAGAACAGAAACUUGAUAUGCGAGCAUUGUUAACCAAGUAUCUGACCAAACCUAUGUACAUGAUUGUGUUGGAGCCAAUACUCAUCGUCAUGACUGUUUACAUUUCAAUCUGUUACGGCAUCCUCUAUUUAACCUUCGAAGCAUAUCCACUUUCCUUCGAGUUUGAACGAAGUUGGUCUCCAACUCUAGCGUCAUUGCCAUUUAUUGGUUUGUUUAUUGGAGUGUUGCUCGCCUGUAUUAUUUUGGCGGUUGAUUCGAAGAUUCGGUACGGAAAACAUUUGAGCCAAACGAAGAAGCUCAACCCCGAGGAUCGUGUUCCCCCAAUGAUAGUGGGAAGUUUCGUAUUACCGGCUGGUCUCUUUUUGUUCGCAUGGACCAGUGACCCCAGUACGCCAUGGCCUUCGCAGGUGGUUGCUGGCAUACCCAUCGGUUGUGGGAUUAUACUGGUGUUCGUGGGUGGUAUAACAUAUAUCGUCGAUGUCUAUCUAUUGAACGCGGCCAGUGCUGUGGCCAUCAACACAUUUAUCCGUUCAGCCAUUGCGGCGGGGUUCCCCAUGUUUGCAACAUACAUGUACAGGGGAUUAGUUGUAGACUGGGCGACCAGUGUCUUGGGAUUUGUCUGUAUUGCUCUUAUCCCCUUCCCCUUAAUAUUCUGGUAUUAUGGGAAGAUGAUCAGAGGAUCCAGCCACUAUGCAUUUAACAUAGGCUAG